CAUAUGAUUUAAACCACACACAGUAACAGAGAGAUCCUGUCAGUAAUAUAGUCUCCUAAAGCGAUUCAGUUCAUACUGAAACCAAAAGCUGCAGGACUAAAAGAGGAAUUACUCUAUGCUGACCUGGAGCAGAAUUGUGAAGUGGAAAUGGUGAAGCCAGACAGACAUAAGUGGAUCGCAAGAUGUCCUCAACAGGACUUCAAUGAAGCCAACACACUGAAGAGUCUUAAAGUGGACUGCCGUCCUCCGCUCUUGCUAAAUAUAGCCUUGGCACUGCAGCAUGUUAUGGUCCAUGCAUCUCUGUGUGCAUUGGUGGUUGGGGCAUUAGUGCCUCAGGCUGAGAAGGAAAAGACAGCUGCCUCUGUGUUCUUUUACUCUGGUGUUUCUACGCUCCUUCAGACAUGUUUUGGAUCAUGUUUGCCAUUGAUCCAGGCUCCAUCGCUAGACUUCCUGGUUCCAGCUCUUGUCUUGCUUUGUGCACGGGCAGGGAGUCAUGCAGCCUGCAGGGGGCAGUGUGAUCAAUCAGAGCAGUUUGAGGUUCCGGCACACCAACUGAGAGAGUUGCAGGGCAUGGCUGUAGUAGCAGGCCUGGUGCAGUUGUCAGCGGGUUUGUGUGGUGUGGGUGGAGCCAUGCUGACCCGAUGUGGUCCACUCGUCCUCGCUCCUGUGUGUUGCAUGCUGGGAUUCUCCAUCUACAGAGAGGCAGCUCUGCUCUGCUCAGACCACUGGGGCUUUGCUCUUCUGACUGUGGUGUUGCUGGUGUGUCUGUCUCAGCACCUGCGUUGUUGGACUCUCUCUGCCCAUCUAAAGCUCCCACUGUACCCUGCCAUCAGUAUGCUCUCAGUGCUGCUGUCUGUGCUCUUGGUGUGGGUUGUGUGUGCUGCUCUUCAACACUGCGGACGCAUCACUCCUCAUUCUGCGUCCGAACUGCUUUUCAAGGAUGAUUUAAAUGCAACCCCAUUUCAGGACUGGACAACUGCAAAUUCAUCUAACCUGCUUUCUCCAGAUCCAAAAGCAGCGUGGUUUAUGCUGCCUUUACCCGAUCUUGGGCUCCCCCUCCUGUCUGGUGACAGUAUUGCAGCAGGAAUUGCAGCAGGGUUGUCGUCUUGUAUCAGCUCCCAGGCGGUGUAUGUCUUAACAGCCCGGCUCCUGAAAGCUCCCACCCCUCCCGCACAGGCGUGUAACAGGGGGGUGAGUGUAGAGGGGCUGAGCAGCGUGCUCGCGGGGCUGAUGGGGGUGCCGGUGGGGCUCUGCAGCAGUGUGCCCAAUGCUUGUAUGACCAGCCUCAGCCAGUGUGGCUCUCGGGCCACGGUGCAGCUUGCUGCUGUGAUGCUGAUGGUUCUAGGUCUGUUCCUACAACUGACUCAGCUGCUCACUUCAGUCCCUCUGGCUAUUCACGGUGCUGUGCUCAGUGUGACCUACACAGUGGCUGCGGCGACAGGAAUAACGUACCUCCAGUACACAGACGUGGACUCAGGGCGCAACAUUUUCAACACAGGCUUCACAGUGUUCAUGUCUUUAGUGCUUCCUCGCUGGUUCAGAAUGCAGUCUGGAUUUAUCUACACUGGUGUACGCAGUCUUGAUAUAUUUUUGCAGUCUUGUCUGAUGCUGCCUGUGUUUUUAGUUAGCCUCUUGGCCUUUCUUCUAGACCACACAGUUUCAGGUACCCUGUCUGAGAGGGGGCUUGAACGAGAUCAGAGCACUAGGAAGAUACAAUCAUUAGCCGAUAAGCCACAAGAAAACAGCCAAAGCCUAGUGACUGUGUACGAUCCGCCACAACCCGUGAGGAAAGUGCUGGACUUGCCCGGUCUCCGUAACUUUCCUUUUUGUGCCUGCAGGAGUUUGGAGCUGGAGAAAAUCACAGUGGCGUCUGCAGAGAUGUCGAGCUUAUUACCUCAGUAGACUGAAAUACAGCAUGUAUGUGUUGCUGAUAAAGCUGAACUACAUCGAAUAUAUUUUUAUGUUGCACUUUAUGUUAUCAUAAUGUUUGUCUAUCAAAAGCAUGAUGCAACAUCUGGCUGUGUCUACUAUCAUAUUCCAUAUCAUAACCAUGGAAGUUGUAACAGGAAAAGAAAAAAUGGAGGGGCACCCACAUAUUUCCAUAUAGUUUAAUUUUGAAAAAUAGAUCUUUAAAUAUUUUUUAUGAACAUAUAAUUUUGACAUCUUUUUGGUAAAAAGUUAAUAAUGCCACAAAAAAGGUAAAUAAAGCACGCCAGAUUGUGAGUAUCACUCCAUAAAGCAUACAUAGGGAAUUAGCAUACUGAGCAUUUACAUAGGAUGCUGUACAGGCUCUCUGACACAUCUGUACUGAGUGAAGUUAAUAAAUAGUAAGUAGCACAGUAUAGCUUAAUUAAUAUAACUAAAGUUUUACCCCUUGUGUAUGCUAUAUGUAGAAAUACAGUGUACAAUGUGACUAUUAAAUACAUGAUAAAGUUACAAAGAACAUUUCCAGCAGGAAAACAUGAAACAUUACAGCGUUGAAAAGUCUAAGACACAGAGUUUGGACUUGUAAGAGAGGAAAAGGACGUAACAAAUAACUUACAGAAUGGUACAACAUCAGGAGUGAAAAUUCCUGACAACUAGCAGAUCUGGUAGAUUUUUUUUAGUUGCCUUUAAUGAUAACUGCAUUUGAUUGUGUGUCCCAAGCCCAUGUUAUCUCCAUAUAACAUGUUAUUAUACUGAAACAGCUACAGUAUCAGACAGGCUAAGACUGCGUUCCUAUGUCUGAGCUACUGCUUACCUGAGCUAAUUUAUCUACGGCUUACCUCUGUUGCAUUACCUCAGUCAGUAUAAGAAUGGUUAUUAAUAUCACAUAUGCACAAAUGUGUAGAAGUGUGCGUGUGUUUGUGUUUGUGAGUAUGCUCCAGUGUAGGCAAUAAAAGAUUCAUUUCAUUCAAAUAGUUUUGCAUUGAAUAUUUUUUACAUGUAGGUUUUUGAAUAGUUUGGG
Molecule: messenger RNA, 2947 nt
Organism: Ictalurus punctatus (channel catfish)
Lineage: Eukaryota; Metazoa; Chordata; Actinopteri; Siluriformes; Ictaluridae
Gene: slc23a3
Product: solute carrier family 23 member 3
Exons: 12
Coding region: 148-1902 (584 amino acids)
Biological process (GO): transmembrane transport
Cellular component (GO): membrane
Molecular function (GO): transmembrane transporter activity
Source: RefSeq, a predicted model, not a curated record